AUGGCCGCCGAUGAAACACCAGCUGACCGACCCGUCCCAGCCUCGAGGCCGCGAUCCUCAACAAAGGGCCCCCUCGACGCCGACGACCAUCCCUUGACGUCGCCGUCGACGCCUCAGUCCCAGCCCAGCCCGCGGGCGGGCCAGACGCCUUUGUCGGCGCAGAAUCAUCAGCAGCUGCCGCGACGUGCCGCGCCUCGCAAUGCCGCCUCACCCGCCGUCUCGCAGGUCGGCGAGGCGCGCGCCAAAGACUUCUCGUUCCUGCUACGCCCUGACAUCUACCACCCGCUGACGCCCCUCAACGUGCCCCUGGCCUUUCGCAACUCGCCCAAGCAGCCCGAUCCGGCGGCGUCCCUGGACGAGCUGCUCGCCAAGGGCCACUUUCGCGCAGCCGCCAUCUCUGCCGUGCAGCAGCUCACGGGGUCGGGCCUCGACGGCAGUGUCGUGGACCCCACCGACUCGAGCCGCAUCUUCAGCCUGCUCUACACGAGGCUGGCCUGCCUGACGCUCAUCGACGCCACGCCCCUGGCCGCGCACGAGGUCAAGGCGCUCGAGGAUCUCAACAACGCGCGCGCCUACGUGGAUGAUGCGACGGGCGAGCACCUGGUACCUUGGGAGCUGCGCGUCCUCAAUGUCCGCCUGCAGUCGCUCGGCUUCGGCGACCCGCGCCGCGCCGUUAUGAGCUAUCAUGAGCUGGCCCGUGAGGCUCGCGACCGGGCCAAGCGUGACGAGGCGGCGCGUGAUCUGUGGCGUGCGCGUCUACAUGACCUAGGGGUCAAGGUUGCCGGCGCACUCGUUGACAUGGGUGACCUGCCGGGCGCCGCGCACCACCUCGCCAGCCUACACGAUGUCGGCGAUGCCAAGGUCGUGCUGUCACGGGCCUUGCUGUGGCUGCGCCUGGGCGAUGCCGAGAGAGCGAGAUCCUGCGUGGCCAAGUGCGCCGACGCUCCGCGGAUGGAGCAGUUGGUCUUGGCGCUAUGCGACAUGGCCGAUGCCGACUACACGGCGGCCCUGGCACGAUGGCUGGAGUUGCGUGAGGCGCUGCCGGGUGACGAGAUGGUCGGCGUCAACACCGCCGUCUGCCUGCUAUACCUGGGCCGCAUGCACGAGGGUCGCGAAAUCCUCGAGGGACUUGUCGCUUCUGGCCAGUCAUCACAUACCCUUCUGUUCAAUCUGUCGACAAUGUACGAGCUGUGCACGGACCGCAAUCGCAACCUCAAGCUUAAACUGGCAGAGCGAGUGGCGGCCAUGGAUGAGUCGCCAUCGGGAUGGGAACGCAUGAACGCCGACUUUAAGCUUUAA
Molecule: messenger RNA, 1299 nt
Organism: Purpureocillium lilacinum
Lineage: Eukaryota; Fungi; Ascomycota; Sordariomycetes; Hypocreales; Ophiocordycipitaceae
Cellular component (GO): TRAPP complex; Golgi apparatus
Molecular function (GO): protein binding
Source: RefSeq, a predicted model, not a curated record